Molecule: messenger RNA, 5508 nt
Organism: Paramisgurnus dabryanus
Lineage: Eukaryota; Metazoa; Chordata; Actinopteri; Cypriniformes; Cobitidae
Source: RefSeq, a predicted model, not a curated record
AUGGAGAUCUGUCUCACACUCAUUGUACUCUCCUCUGUAGUAAUGAUCAUUACUGCUGAAAUGAAUGUGAGGUUGGUGAAUGGUGGCAGUCGUUGUUCUGGUAGAGUUGAGGUUCUUCAUGAUGGUCAGUGGGGAACAGUGUGUGGUGCUGACUGGGAUCUGACAGAUGCUGCAGUGGUGUGUAGAGAGGUGAACUGUGGAGAGGCUGUAGAGCCUACAUAUAGGGCUUACUUUGGACAAGGAUCAGGACCAAUCACAAUGGCUUAUGUGGAGUGUAGUGGAUCAGAGUCCUCACUGAAGAACUGUAGAUCAGAUGACCGGUAUAUUCAGUACUGUUCUCAUUCUGAUGAUGCUGGUGUGAUCUGCUCAGAAACCAUAAACUAUGGAAGAUAUGCACGACUUGUUAAUGGACCUCAUCAGUGUUCUGGAAGAGUUGAGCUGCUUCGUGGUAACACCUGGAUGUCAGUGUGUGAUGCUGUGUUUGAUGAUCAGGAUGCAGAGGUUGUGUGUAGAGAGCUGAACUGUGGGGUUCCUGUACAGCUGCUGGGUGCAGAUACUUUUGGUAAAGGAGAGGAGCAGGUGUGGACACAAGAGAUUCAAUGUAGAGGAGAUGAAUCACACAGUCGAUUAUGUUCAUAUUCUUCACGUAAAGUAACCUGCUCACAUGACAAUGAUGUGGGACUCACAUGUUCCGGAUUCUCUGAGCUCAGACUGGUGAACGGCUCUGAUAUCUGCUCUGGUCGAGUUGAGCGUCAGUAUUUCAGUAAAUGGGGCUCAGUGUGUGAUGAGUGCAUGAAUAUGAGAGCUGCCAAUGUUCUCUGUAGAGAGCUGAAUUGUGGGAUUGCUGUGUCUGUUGUGGGAGUGGACUGGUUUGGAGAGGGAUCUGGUGAAAUCUGGGCUGAUGUGUUUGAUUGUCAGGGAAAUGAAACAAAACUCUCAGAAUGUUCAAUCUCUUCAUGGAGUCGAGCUGAAUCCUCUCAUAAACAAGAUGUUGGAGUCAUUUGUUCUAAUUCCUCUCUGUCUCUUCAUGAUGGUCGAGUGAGGUUGUCUGGAGAGAGAGAGUGUGAGGGUGAGGUGGAAGUUUACAUUCAUCAGGUUUGGAGGAGAGUUCUGCUGGACUCCUGGAGUCUCACUGAAUCCUCUGUGGUCUGCAGACAGCUGGGCUGUGGCUCUGUGCUGAACUUCACUAACUCCUCUUCAUCCAGUGAUGAACACAGUUAUGAGUGUGUGAUGGGCUUCCAGUGCUCUGGGACUGAAGAUCAUCUGAGGAACUGCAGCUCUCCACAAACUCUCAACUGCAGCGCAACACAACAGCUGUCAAUCACCUGCCAAAGUCAAAGGUUGAUCAGGUUGGUGGGUGCUGGUGGAGAUUGUGCAGGACGGUUGGAGGUUUUUCACAAAGGCUCAUGGGGUACAGUGUGUGAUGACUCCUGGGAUAUUAAAGAUGCUCAUGUGGUGUGCAGACAGCUGCAGUGUGGAGUGGCUCUCAGUAAUCAGCCAGUACCAGCCUGGUUUGGUCCUGGUUCUGGACCCAUAUGGCUGGAUGAUGUGAACUGUGAGGGGAAUGAGACGUCACUGUGGAGCUGCUCUUCACGGGUCUGGGGAGAUCAUGACUGUAAACACAAGGAGGAUGUAGGAGUUGUGUGCUCAGAGUUUAAAGAGCUCAGGUUAACUGAAGGCUGUGAAGGGAAUGUGGAGGUUUUCUACAAUGGAUCCUGGGGUAAUGUUUGCUGGAAUCAGAUGAACAGAGACACAGCGAGUCUGAUCUGUCAAGAGCUGAACUGUGGAAGAUCUGCAAGUGAACCCAAUUAUUCAGAUGGACUGAGGUCUCAUAAUUGGUUGGAUUUCUUUAAAUGUCGAUCAGAAGACUCCACUUUAUGGCAGUGUCCAUCUGCACCCUGGGGACAGGAUUACUAUAGGACAGAUGAAGUGGCCAAAAUUAUCUGCUCUGGUGAGAUUAAAUUAAAAUGUCUUGUAAGUUUUCCAAUUAUUUUUUUUUACAGUGUGUAUAGACAAUGUUCAAAUCAUCUUCCUCUCAGACUGAGUGGAGGGAAGGGUUUGUGUUCGGGGAGACUGGAGGUUUAUCAUAACUCUGUGUGGGGUUCAGUCUGUGAUGAUCUGUGGGACAUCAGAGAUGCUCAGGUGGUCUGCAGGCAGCUGGGUUGUGGAGCAGCAUUGAGUUCUGAUGGGAAUGAAGCGUUUGGUGCUGGUGAAGGUGUUGUGUGGAUGAACAGAGUCGAGUGCAGAGGGACUGAGAUUCACCUGUGGGACUGUCCUCAUGUCCUGAAAAAACACACUGACUGCUCACACAAAGAACAAAUGGCUGGAAAGAACUCUAAAACUCGUAAAACUAUUCAGACACAACUGCGGCCCAGUACUCAAAUUGCGACCACACCCUCAAGUGGGUCAUCUGUUGCCUCUGAGGUCGAGGCCGCCCCGACGCACGCUAACCUGGAUAUCGCUGCACUCAAGCUUGAGUUGUUGGCCUCGGUGAGGAAAGAUAUUGCCGAUAUUUUUAAAAAGGAGCUUCAGGAUACACUCGGCGAUGUUUUGCCUACUAUUAAGCACGACCUGCAAGCGGUGAAAUCCCAGCUGGCGAAUGAUAAAGCAGCUACCGAUGCUACCAUGUCCAAGCUAAAAGGUACGGUCGGUGAGAUGGAGCACGCACUCACCGAAUGCUCCGAUGACAUCGCCGGGAUGAAAACUACUAUCGAGCGCCUCACAGCUAACGUAGCCAGGUUAGAAAAUAAAUGUGAAGACUUGGAGUCCAGAUCACGGCGUAAUAACAUUAGGAUAGUGGGAGUACCCGAGGGUCCUGACACCUGUACUACUGCUGCUGUAGCCGCCUUACUGAAGGAAGCGUUCAGUCUGGAAAAUGAGCCGCUUUUGGACCGGUCCCACCGGUCCCUCCAACCCAAACCCAAGCCCGGUGAUCGUCCACGAGUCAUUGUGUGCAGAUUUCAUUAUCACAGUGACUGUGUUGACAUUUUGCGCCGCGCUAGAGAGCUCCGACAGAUUAAAGUCAGAGGUAUGAACAUCUCACUGUUCCCUGACCUCACUGCCAAGAUAGCUCGGGCUCGGGCUGCGUUUAACGAGGUCAGACGCCAACUCCGGAGCAUUGACGGUGUUCGAUACGGUCUGUUUUAUCCAGCGCGACUUCGCAUUACUUACAACGGGGUUGAGAAGGACUUCAUUUCUGCGGAGGAAGCCAACAGAAUGAGGCUGGUGGGUGGCAGUAAUUCUUGUGCUGGUAGGGUGGAGACUUAUUCUAAAGGAGAAUGGGAAGCUAUGUGUCUUGAUUAUUGGGAUAUAACAGCAGCAUCAGUGUUGUGUAUGCAGCUGGGCUGUGACAGUAAUCCAGAUACAAUACAUAUUGCUCACUUUGGACCGGGAUCAGGAAAAAUUUUGAAGGUUAACAUUGACUGUAGCGGAUCAGAAUCCACAGUAAUGAGAUGCAGCAGAAUGGCAACUUAUGAUCCUAAUUGUAAUCACAAUGAAGAUGUUGGAGUUAUCUGCAAAGACACACUGAGAUUAGUUGGUGGUGGCAGUCGUUGUUCUGGUAGAGUUGAGGUUCUUCAUAAUGGUCAAUGGGGAACAGUGAGUGAUGAUGGUUGGGAUCUGACAGAUGCUGCAGUGGUGUGUAGAGAGCUGGACUGUGGAGAGGCUGUAGAUGCACCAAUGAAUGCCUAUUUUGGAGAAGGGAAAGGGCCAAUCUGGAUUAAUAAUGUACAGUGCACUGGACAAGAAUCUGACCUGAGACACUGCAAAACAAAUGGUUGGCGGAAACAGGAUGGUAAACAUAUUAAUGAUGCUGGAGUCGUCUGCUCGGCAAUGAGGCUGGUUGGAGGUUCUCGCUGUUCUGGGAGAGUUGAGAUGCAUCGAGGAAACACCUGGAUGUCAGUGUGUGAUGCUGUGUUUGAUGAUCAGGAUGCAGAGGUUGUGUGUAGAGAGAUGGGCUGUGGGGUUCCUGUACGGCUGCUGGGUGCAGAUACUUUUGGUAAAGGAGAGGAGCAGGUGUGGACACAAGAGAUUCAAUGUAGAGGAGAUGAAUCACUCAUUCGAUCAUGUUCAUCAUCUACUACAAAUAAAAAAAACUGCUCUCAUGACAAUGAUGUGGGAAUAUUAUGUUCUGGUUACUCUGACGUCAGACUGGUGAACGGCUCUGAUAUCUGCUCUGGUCGAGUUGAGCGUCAGUAUUUCAGUAAAUGGGGCUCAGUGUGUGAUGAGUGCAUGAAUAUGAGAGCUGCCAAUGUCCUCUGUAGAGAGCUGAAUUGUGGGAUUGCUGUGUCUGUUGUGGGAGUGGACUGGUUUGGAGAGGGAUCUGGUGAAAUCUGGGCUGAUGUGUUUGAUUGUCAGGGGAAUGAAACAAAACUCUCAGAAUGUUCAAUCUCUUCAUGGAGUCGAGCUGAAUCCUCUCAUAAACAAGAUGUUGGAGUCAUUUGUUUUAAUUCCUCUCUGUCUCUUCAUGAUGGUCGAGUGAGGUUGUCUGGAGAGAGAGAGUGUGAGGGUGAGGUGGAAGUUUACAUUCAUCAGGUUUGGAGGAGAGUUCUGCUGGACUCCUGGAGUCUCACUGAAUCCUCUGUGGUCUGCAGACAGCUGGGCUGUGGCUCUGUGCUGAACUUCACUAACUCCUCUUCAUCCAGUGAUGAACACAGUUAUGAGUGUGUGAUGGGCUUCCAGUGCUCUGGGACUGAAGAUCAUCUGAGGAACUGCAGCUCUCCACAAAAGCUCAACUGUAGCUCCGGACAACAGCUGUCAAUCACCUGCCUUGGUCAGAAUUAUAAUAUCUAUCCAUAUGAUUCAUUAAAAUGGAGGUCCAUCAGGUUGGUGGGUUCAGGUGGAGAUUGUGCAGGAAGGCUGGAGGUUUUUCACAAAGGCUCAUGGGGUACAGUGUGUGAUGACUCCUGGGAUAUUAAAGAUGCUCAUGUGGUGUGCAGACAGCUGCAGUGUGGAGUGGCUCUCAGUAAUCAGCCAGUACCAGCCUGGUUUGGUCCUGGUUCUGGACCCAUAUGGCUGGAUGAUGUGAACUGUGAGGGGAAUGAGACGUCACUGUGGAGCUGCUCUUCACCGGUCUUGGGAGAUCAUGACUGUAAACACAAGGAGGAUGUAGGAGUCGUGUGCUCAGAGUUUAAAGAGCUCAGGUUAACUGAAGGCUGUGAAGGGAAUGUGGAGGUUUUCUACAAUGGAUCCUGGGGUAAUGUUUGCUACAAUCAGAUGAACAGAGACACAGCGAGUCUGAUCUGUCAAGAGCUGAACUGUGGAAGAUCUGCCAGUGAACCCAAUUAUUCAGAUGGACUGAGGUCUCAGAAUUGGUUGGAUUACUUUAAAUGUCGAUCACAUGACUUCACUUUAUGGCAGUGUCCAUCUUCAGUCUGGGGACAGAAUAACUGUGGUCUAAAUAAGGUUGUUAAAAUCACCUGUUUAGAGGAAAAGACCCCUCAGUCUCCUCAAAAUGAUCUGUCAUGUUCUACCUCACCAUCACCUUACCAGAGACAAUGUUCAAACUGA